Diprion similis is the source of this 2159-nucleotide messenger RNA. RefSeq names its product thioredoxin-related transmembrane protein 1-like. Bases 73 to 939 code for a protein of 288 amino acids. NCBI's taxonomy places the organism in Eukaryota, Metazoa, Arthropoda, Insecta, Hymenoptera, Diprionidae. The transcript is spliced from 5 exons. The record is from RefSeq and is a predicted model, not a curated record.
CCAACCCGCGGAGAAUCGAGUGAAUACUUUCAACUUUGUUAACCGUCGGCGGGCCUGCAUUAAACUGAUAAAAUGUUGCGGUCGGAAAAAAUGAUUGUUGUACGAUAUUUUGCCUGUUUUUCUAUAUUUUUCGUGCUAUCGUCAAUCCACGGCGUUCUCGGUGGUAACGGAGGCUCGGUACAGCUAACCGAAGACAAUUGGAAUAAAAUAUUGGUUGGAGAAUGGAUGGUGGAAUUCUACGCACCUUGGUGUCCGGCAUGUAAAGCGCUGGAGCCAGUUUGGGAGAGUUUUGCCUCCUGGAAAAAUGAUCUUGGCAUUCGGGUUGGCAAAGUAGACGUCACGGAUUCACCUGGACUUAGUGGACGAUUUAUGGUCACUGCCCUACCCACAAUAUUCCAUGCAAAAGAUGGCAUAUUUAGGCAAUACAAAAGUCCACGAGACAAGGAAUCCCUCAUAUCAUUUGUCAAGGACGAAAAGUGGAUGCAGCUUGAGCCUAUUUCCAGUUGGAAAAGCCCAAACUCUAUCCAAAUGUCUGUAAUCAGCUACUUUUUCAAAUUAUCACAAAUAUUGAGGGGAAUGCAUAACAAACUGAUGGAAGACUAUGGCCUGCCUACUUGGGGUAGCUAUUUGAUCUUUUCAAUAGCUACAAUAAUCCUUGGGGCUAUACUAGGACUCUUCAUCGUUUGCCUGAUCGAUUUUAUAUAUCCGCCGAAACCAGUCUCAUUCCCUGGCAAGAAAAAAGAAAAGGAUGGGUCUGGCGGUUUCAUGCAGGAAAAGACUGAAGGUGACGAAGAAUUGGUCGAAAACGUUAAGGAUGAUUUGGUUGACGAAGAUUCGAGUGGAUCUGAUGCCCAGGAAGAAGAUAGGGAGGAAGAAGAAACAAAAAGUGCACCCAGCAGCCCAAACGUACGCAAACGAAAGCCACGCAAGGCUGACUAAGUUUAUGUUAUAGCUCUUCAGAAAAUGAUUAUUACCAUCUUUAUAGGACGGCUAGAAACCGCAAUACUACUGACUAAUAACGAAGAAGUUUUUGGUGAAACUUUUUUCAUAUAUCGUAACGUAACUCGAUAACCCGUUUUUGCACGUAUGACCGAUGAAUCAAGCGUUGUUAGAGUAUUUAGGCAAUGGAAUGCGAAAGAUAUUUGUCAGAGCGUUGAAACUGAUGUUAUUUGGAGGCUUUAAUACACGCGUCUUGUCGUCUGUUGUUAGUUAAUUGUCAACAGUAUUGUUGAUUUCUUACGUUGUUCCACAACUUCAUAGUUGAAAUGCAAAAUGUGUACCUACUCUUAAUUUAUAACGUCUUUUCUCGGGAAUUUUUUGUUUUUUUUAAAUAUAACGAAAAUUAUUUUCAGAGUUUGCGUUUAAAUAAAAUGAUCUAUAUAACCGAUUGCAUUCAUCUCGAAAUUCAUACAACAAAUUUUCUCGGUUUUCAACGAAAUCUGCCAAUGUAUGCACCCGUGAUUAUAAUGCUAUUAUAUACUAGUUAACCAUACCUUGGACGGGAUCUAUAAAUUAAUAUAUUAUAAUUAUAAUUUUUCUGUAAUUACAGUGAGGGGGGUAAAAUUCAGAUUAACAUUAAUCAUGGUUUUCCCCGCUCUGCAUACUCCGUAUUACACAAUACGGAACAGUUACACGGUAUACCCAGGGUGAAAAUUUGUACAUACAUGAAUGUCGGGAGGAUCUGAUAUACGUUGUUUAUUCUUGCCUGUUCUACUUAUUCUACCCAAAAUUGCCUCUGUCAGGCAGUUAAAAAUGGAUAGAAUUUUUAUUAGAUUCCAAUCUUGCAAUUAAUUAUUCCUUUUGCAUUUAGAAGAAAAGUUAUAAUUUCGCGUAGAAUUUUAAUCGCAAGAAUUAACAUACAUAUAUUGAUAUUAAAGUCUUCCGUAUAUUAUCACGCGCAGUGUUGGUACGAGUAGUUACAUCGAUUGUGUCAUAUAUGCAUAGUAGUGAGAGACAAGCGUUAACAUUUAAUACACCAACUAAUGUAAGUUUUCUUUCUUUAAUUUAAUUUCUAAUUCCGCACAGUUUAUGACGAUUUUCAACGAGGUAGGACGUUUUAUACUGCCGUAUUAUUUUCACAUUUCUUGAUACACAAUUGUAUUGAUAUUAUAAAUAUCAUACUACUUCGAUUACAUUCCUACCGAAUAAAUAAUCCACAU